AUGCAGGAGGUGGUCGUUGGACGUGUUUCACGUCUCCGAGUCUCGUCAAAGAAAAAAGACAAUUUUACACACCUGAGGAUGUGGCUGUGUUUGGUGAUGCUGGGGCUGUUAGCAGGGCUGCCAGAUCCCUGCAGAGGAAUGGAGGCACUGUCAUCUCAACUGUGGAUACUGGAGUUGAAGGAAGGCCACAAUAGAAAUGUCACUUACCGACCGAGCUUAUUAAAUAUGCCAGACCUCCCAAGCUGGCUACAUUACUCUCCUGCUUAUCGCUCUGGGUUUGUUUAUGGAGUGCCACCUGAGGGCAUAUCUCAGUUCCAACUGGAGGUGGUACAAAGAGACAAGAGCACAUAUAACACAUCUCACAGGGUGUACAAUGUAGACGUUUUGGAACAGCCACGUAAGCCCUAUGAGGUACGCUUCAAAAUCACAAAUUUGAAUGUAGAGGAAAUGCUGGUGCACAAAGGCUGGGAGAAACUGAUGUCAGUGCUGACAGAAGACCUCUGGGAGGAGAGUGCUGCUGACCUUAAUGUAACAUACCUAGCCUCGGCUACCCAAAAGGGUGAUCGGUUGCCUGCCAGACCAGACGAGCGAGAAGGAGUUUACAUAGGAUAUGGCAGCUCUGCAAAAUUUUCGUCUUCUCUGUAUCGUAUAGAACAGGAGGUCAAGAUACUCUGGAUUCACCGUCCUUGUCCAGCAUAUUAUAAGAAAACGUCAUAUGAGCGCUUCUUCCGUGAGAAGGACUUUGCUGUUGACUGGUGCAACUUUAAUUUGUAUGACAACAGUGGUGACAGGAUGUAUGGUGGGCAUGACGAUUCCCGUGAUCAUGAGGAAGGUCAUAGGUCCCCAGUGAUCUCAGCUCUGGAGAACGAGGGAAGGGUGUACCUUCGCAGCCGUGAGCAGAUCACAAAACGGUCCUACACUCUAGAUGUGGUGCACACCAUCCUGAUCCCCCUGGUUGUGAUGCUGGUGCUCCUGGCCCUGCUUACACUGGCUAUGUGCUGCCACAGGAAUAACAUGGAUCAACAAUCCAGUGACUUUUUCGAUGAACUCUUUGAUGACUUCCCGCGCAUCCCAGCCACGCAAGACAUCCAGAUGGUCCAGUAUGCAAGCAUUCACAGAGCAACGGAAGCACUGCGAGCUCUUAAGGGGCGAGAGCACUCCCCUCAUCCCUCCACAGCUACAACAACCACUCAGGCUGACACGCUUCCCAGGUCCUGCACUGCUAGUCCCUCCUCCACCCUACCCCGGAAUUCUACACUUAGUCGCCGCUUUGAGGACUAUGCCACCCUCACACGGCCUGACCCACCACCAUAUCAGAGGAAUGGAGCAACACCAACACGCUAAGAUUUGUCAUGGGUGACAAGACAGCUGGACUGAGUAGAGGUUAGCAUAUAGAUUGCAUAAUUAUGAUUGGUGGCAAUGCAGCCUUGGAUAGAAAUUUGUAUAUUGCUUACUUGAGGUUGUAAGGAGAGCAGUUACGAAAAGAUUUUGAACAGUAAUUGACCAAAAUUAUGGAGAAAGAGAAAGUUGGUCCAUUAUUAUUUAAGAAGUGAAAGGCAGUGUCAAGUAUUACUUGUAUCUAUUGAUAUGCUUCAUCUUAGGUGUUUGUUGAUAUAUUUCCCUUGUGAUUUGCCUCUCUGUGAAGUGUGAAGUAAACCUUGGACUGAAAAUGUGCCAUGAACUUGCAUUUAAACUGUAAUAGUAGUGCAAUAGAACUUCCAGUUUCUCUUUAAGCUUACUAAUCUCUUCUUUAUUUAUAGUAAAGUACUUUAACUGCUGCACAAUCUUCAAGGUUUCACUUACAAUUUGACUUACUUACAAAGUUAUUGUAAGUAGAUAUUCAAAGGGCUUGACAUGUUUGGGCUUCUGAAGUGGGGCAUUGUUACAAUGUGAUGAAAUAGUUACUUAUACAGGAAGUACUGUACUCUGAUAUAGUGUUAUUUUUUACCAAGACUAGUGUGAAUAUGAAGUGAAGUUUCAUACCAAAUUUUCUUGUUAUAAUAAAGAAUAAACUUUCAAAAUAUGACAGAAUAUGUCAGUUAUGUGGAACCUAUGUAUCUGAAAUUCUUGAACACCUCAAAGAGAUCUGUUUGCCAAUGUUAACCUGUUAAUGCCAAUGUAUUGAAUUUAUCUCAUAAGGCUCCAAUGGUUUUCAGUGGUAUAAAAUAAAUUCAGAAGCCUCUGUGUCAGAUCUAAUGAAUUUGUCUAAUCUUUCUCUCUUGAGGUGACCAACUGGAAUCUGUUUGAGUCUGAGGAUCUUAGCUGUUGGCCACUACACAUGCCAAGCUUGAGGUAUCUGGCCUGCUUUUUGUGAUGUUGUAUUGACCAUAAUGAUGAAUUUAUCAUGAUCAUUAUAAUAAUAGGACAGAGAUCCCCAGAAAUUAGGGACAGUAUGAGGAGUUUACCAAAUAAUUGGAAAACUGCAUAAAUUGCUAAGUAAAGUAAUCUCUGGUCCACCUAAAUCUAUGAACCAAGCCAUUAUUAUGGAUGGGUAAUAUAUCAGUAUAUGAAGCUAAUGCAUUUGUAGAAUACUGUACUUUAAAUAUAUUAGUACAAUUGAGUAUUAAGUGUUUUAUCUUGUGGUGACAUUUUAAAUGGUGGAAGAAAUUGUUGUCCAUGGAUGGGUUUAGGGUAGGAGAGUAGUGGUUAUGGUAUGAACUUCAAUAUAUAUUAAAUUUAAAUGUAAACUCAACUGAAAGGGGUAUAUAAGAGCACUUUAUAGGAACCUGGCUAGUUACUGCAUACAUAUACAUGGUUUUAUUUUUAAGAAAUUUGUAAUUAUAUAAAUAACUGGAGGAAACACUGUGGCUAAACUGGUCCUGAAUGAAAUAGUAAAUUGUGUAUCUACUGAUGUUGGUUAGAGUUAGGAAAUCCCUAUAGCCUAUGUUCAUUAUUAUUAUUUUUUUUUUUUUUUUUAACAAAGAUUACCAAUUGGAUUAGACUUUCAGAUCCCACAGUGAUUUUGUAAGUUCCUGUAAAGUAUGUCAUAAAAAGUAAAAUAACAAAGAAUGAGAAACAUAACAGUAUUUGAAGUGAAUGCAUAUCAUAUAUCAUUAUGCUAAAAGGAGUUUACAGUGUGAUUUGUGGAUUAGGUCCAUGUAUGCAUACAUGUGUGGAUGCAUAAACAACACAUAUCAGUAUACAUUUUGCAUAUACUUUUACAGACACUAGCAAUAGAUUAAGAAUAGCCAGUACACAAAUACAUUAAUAUGGUUAGGAUUUUAAAAAGAGAAAAACGAUAUUCUUAUAUCUGUAAGUUUAAUUAUUUUAUACAAAAAGCUAAUAAAGUACAGUAUUAUUUUACAUUACUCUUAGUAACCAUGAUCUCUUUAAUCAUAUGAUUUUAUAAAUUAGAAACCAUUUUUGAAGUGGAAAGUAUCAAGUAGGCGUGUUUGAUGACACUGGUUCUUCAAAGUGUUUGGUUAGUAUAUCUAACUGAAAAGAAUUAUAGUGUUUAUCCUUGUAACUGGUGUCAGAAACAUGAUAUUACUGUGGUACAACAUUUAUUGGUUUGUAAUAAUGAUAAACUACACACUUUAACUUACAGGGUACUGAUAUAUCAACAAAAGAAUGGUAUCUAGUCAAAAGGCUUUAAAGUAUUAGACUUUAAGAUUGUCAUUGUUGUUGUCAAUUGUGAUUUUUAUUGUUUUGCUUUCAAUAAAUAAUGGAAGUAU
Penaeus chinensis is the source of this 3674-nucleotide messenger RNA. RefSeq names its product alpha-sarcoglycan-like (gene Scgalpha). The transcript has 12 exons. Gene Ontology annotation, cellular component: membrane; sarcoglycan complex. Bases 1 to 1344 code for a protein of 447 amino acids. The record is from RefSeq and is a predicted model, not a curated record. Gene Ontology annotation, molecular function: calcium ion binding. NCBI's taxonomy places the organism in Eukaryota, Metazoa, Arthropoda, Malacostraca, Decapoda, Penaeidae.